CCCCCGGGUGUCCCCUCCCCGCAGCCACGGAGCCCAGCGCCGGCCGACCAUGCGCCGCGUCCGGGUCCCGCGGGCGCCGCUGCUGCCGCUGCAGCUCGCCCUGCUGGUGGCCGUGGGGGCCCGUGAGACCCGGGUCAGCGGGCCGAGGAGCCUGGCGUGGGGCCCGGGGCUGCAGGCGGCCGCCGUCCUGCCGGUGCGCUACUUCUUCCUGCAGGCGGUGGACCCGCAGGGCCGGAACCUCACCGGAUCGCCGCCAGGACAAACACUAUUCAAAGUAGUGGUAAAAUCUCUUUCCCCUAAAGAGUUAGUCCGGAUUUAUGUCCCUAAACCUUUGGAUAGGAAUGAUGGAACGUUUUUGGUGAGAUAUAGGAUGCACGAGACGGUCCAUGAAGGGCUGAAGAUAGAGGUCCUUUAUGGUGGUGAGCAUGUGGCCCAGUCUCCCUAUAUUUUGAAAGGACCUGUGUACCAUGAGUACUGUGACUGCCCAGAAGAGGACCCUCAGGCCUGGCAGAAAACUCUUUCUUGUCCAACUCAGGAACCACAGAUCGAACAAGAUUUCACUUCUUUCCCUAGCAUCAAUCUCCAGCAGAUGCUGAAGGAAGUCCCCAAAAGGUUUGGGGACGAGAGGGGUGCUGUUGUUCAUUACACAAUUCUCAAUAACCACAUUUACCGGAGAUCUUUGGGGAAAUACACAGACUUCAAAAUGUUCUCUGAUGAGAUUUUGCUGUCACUGACGAGAAAGGUCCUCCUCCCAGAUUUAGAAUUUUAUAUUAAUCUUGGAGAUUGGCCCUUGGAGCAUCGAAAAGUCAAUGACACCCCUGGCCCAAUACCAAUCAUUUCCUGGUGCGGAUCCCUGGAUUCAAGAGAUGUUAUCCUUCCAACAUAUGACAUCACCCACUCCACCCUUGAAGCAAUGAAGGGUGUUACAAAUGAUCUCCUCUCUAUUCAGGGAAAUACAGGGCCUUCCUGGAUCAAUAAGACAGAGAAAGCAUUCUUCCGAGGUAGAGACAGCCGGGAGGAGAGGCUGCAGUUGGUACAGCUGGCCAAAGAGAAUCCUCACCUACUAGAUGCAGGAAUUACAGGAUAUUUCUUUUUCCAAGAGAAAGAAAAAGAGCUUGGAAAAGCCAAGUUGAUGGGUUUCUUUGAUUUCUUUAAGUACAAGUACCAGGUGAACGUGGAUGGGACUGUGGCUGCAUACAGGUACCCGUACCUCAUGCUGGGGGACAGCCUGGUUCUGAAGCAGGACUCACCAUAUUAUGAACACUUCUACGUGGCACUGAGGCCUUGGAGACACUAUGUUCCCAUUAAAAGAAACCUCAGUGAUUUACUAGAGAAAGUGAAAUGGGCCAAGGAAAAUGAUGAAGAAGCAAAGAAGAUUGCAAAAGAAGGCCAGCUGGCUGCCAGGGACCUGCUGCAGCCACCCAGACUUUACUGCUACUACUACAAAGUACUCCAGAAAUAUGCCGAGCGCCAGGCCAGCAAACCGGAGAUACGUGAUGGAAUGGAACUUGUUCCACAACCAGAUGAUAAUGCCUCCACCUGCCGGUGCCACCGGAGGCCUGUGAGGGAAGAGCUUUAAGGUUGCCCAGCUCCACACACCUAUUAUGCCCACCAUGUCCUUGAGGAAAUACUCAGAAGAGGUGCUAAGCUGUGAAGAAAUUCAGAAGCCAAGCGUGGUGGAUUAGGCUCCUGUGUAAUCCCAGCACUCAGGAGGCUGAGGCAAGAGGAUUGCUUGAGACCAAGGCCAGCCUGAACUAUCUAGUAAGUUCCAAGCCAGCCUAGACAGCCCAGUUAAGCCUCCUCAGAAAGAAAAAAAAUCAAAAUGAAAAAGAAAAAUAGAGAGAAGCCAGGCAUGGUAAUGCAUGCUUGUGAUCCUGCACUUGGGAGCCAGAGGCAGGAAGAUCAUGAGAUCCAGUGUUACCCAGUACCUUUGGGUAGUAAUUUCUAUAGGGUUUGAACUGCUUUUAUCAGCAUCACAACACUUUGAACUUCCUAGCAGGUGGAAAGGUUUAUCAAUCACAUGGGACUUGGUCAACACCACAUUUAUUGGUUCAUUUUUUUAAUCUUUUCUUCACUUUCUUUCAUGUUCAAUUAUGAGGAGAAAAACGCACCAUUUCUCCUCUUGCAAGCAAGCUGCUCUUGGCGUUCAAAGCUUCCUUUGGAAGACUGGAUAAAGAAUAAAGACCCGGAGGAUGACGGGGUUAUAAUGGUAGAAUGGAGACAGCUGAUAGAGCCUUUUUUAAAGCACUGCUUAUGUCUUCAGCUAAAUUUUGCCAAAGUCUGAGACACAAUUAAGAAGGAAUUGUGCCUUAAACCAGCUAUUCACAGUCAAUCAGGGUUGUACACCUACUAAGGACAACACAGUCAUUAGUAUAGAUAACAGCUUCCAGUGAGUAUCUUUAUCAUCUAUAUAUUAGGUGGAUAAAAGAUAACAGUUGCCAGGUUGAGAUCUUGAAUCCUUUUUACCCUCUCAAGAGUUCUUGAAAAUCUCUACAGCAAAGUUCAGGAAGCCUUGGUAUCCCGGAAAUCGUAAACAAGCUAACAAUAGAGGCCAGUACUCAUUCCUCACUCGCACACACCCCUCAAUUUCAGUGAGUUACAUCACUAAAACCUUUAGGACAGGGUCAACCCAUAAAACUCAUAACCCGUAAAUUCAUCACAAACUCAGAGUACCAUCGAUCCAAGAUCCAGCUCAUGACAGGAUAUGCUCUAAAACAGGAGCCACAUAUGCUCCCAUUGUAAAAAUAUUCACUCCCUUAAUUGAAAUACUCAAUUAGUCAUAUAUUUUAUGAAUCACAGUAAGAACAUAGAAAUUUAUAUAUUUAACUACACAAAACCAAAUUUCCAAAAAGUAUCAUCAAGCCAAGUACUCUAUAACUUGUUUCAAAGCAUGAGUUUACUAGUAUGAAAUAAAGGACAAACUGUCCUCAGACCACA
Nannospalax galili (Upper Galilee mountains blind mole rat) is the source of this 2937-nucleotide messenger RNA. RefSeq names its product protein O-glucosyltransferase 3 (gene Poglut3). Gene Ontology annotation, molecular function: glucosyltransferase activity. The transcript is spliced from 8 exons. Gene Ontology annotation, cellular component: endomembrane system. The record is from RefSeq and is a predicted model, not a curated record. The coding region runs from base 50 to 1579 and encodes 509 amino acids. NCBI's taxonomy places the organism in Eukaryota, Metazoa, Chordata, Mammalia, Rodentia, Spalacidae.